AUGUGGCGGUAUUUCACUCGGAAUAAAACCAGACGGUAUUUAGAGGUCUUACCGGAUUUAGUGUAUGCUUACAAUCAUACCUAUCAUCGCAGUAUCCAAAGAGCCCCAGCUCAAGUGAAGCCCUCGAAUGUGUUAAAAGUCUGGAAAACAUUAUAUGGGGAAUCACAGACAUCUCCUAAACCCCCCAAGUUUAAAACAGGAGAUAAGGUCCGCAUCAGUAAAGCCAAACGCACUUUUGAAAAAGGAUAUUUACCUAACUGGACCACGGAAAUAUUUACCAUUGCUCAACGAGUCCCAGGUCGGUAUCCUUACGUGUAUCGAGUACAAGAUUACAACAAGGAGGAAUUAGAAGGGACUUUUUACGAGAAAGAAUUACAACAGAUCAUUAAAAAAGACGACGUGUACGAAGUGGAGGAAAUCUUGGGGUAUAAAAAGCGACGAGUCGGGAAGAAAAUCAUUCAAGAAGUCAAAGUCCGGUGGAAAGGAUAUCCCCCUAGUUUCGAUUCAUGGAUUCCUCAAACGGAUCUCAUCCAGUAA
Saccostrea cuccullata (small rock oyster) is the source of this 537-nucleotide messenger RNA. RefSeq lists its product as uncharacterized. The coding region runs from base 1 to 537 and encodes 178 amino acids. Lineage: Eukaryota; Metazoa; Mollusca; Bivalvia; Ostreida; Ostreidae. The record is from RefSeq and is a predicted model, not a curated record. The transcript has a single exon.